This is a messenger RNA of Xyrauchen texanus (razorback sucker), 3317 nucleotides long. Its product is annotated as homeobox protein Hox-C6a. NCBI's taxonomy places the organism in Eukaryota, Metazoa, Chordata, Actinopteri, Cypriniformes, Catostomidae. The coding region runs from base 1813 to 2514 and encodes 233 amino acids. The record is from RefSeq and is a predicted model, not a curated record. The transcript is spliced from 2 exons. Gene Ontology annotation, cellular component: nucleus. Gene Ontology annotation, biological process: regulation of transcription by RNA polymerase II; anterior/posterior pattern specification. Gene Ontology annotation, molecular function: RNA polymerase II cis-regulatory region sequence-specific DNA binding; DNA-binding transcription factor activity, RNA polymerase II-specific.
CCAAAAUAUGAAUGUAGUGAGAGUACUUUACUUUUGCAAAUAUGUUUCACAGAAGUGUUUAUAUAUAUAAUAUAUAUAUAUAUAUAUUCUACAUCGUCUCUCAAAAGUUAGAUGUUAAAUACAUGCUAAAAAAUGAGAAGCUUUCUAUCCACAAGAUAAGAGACACGCUGCACAGCCCCCAUACAUUCAAAGGGGUAAUUGCCUCAGAGCUGGAAGUCCUCAGUUGGUUUUGUGACUUUUAUGGCACCAAGGCGCGUUUGACGCAUUCUUUAGUAUGAUGCCCCUUCCCCCCUCCUUUUUCGGGUUCUUUUUCUCCACUGAAAUGAUCAAUACAUUACAAAUGUGGAAAGGAAAAGCACAGACGUUUCCCCUUUAGCGCCAUGAAAGCCCGAGGAAAUUAGAGAAAGGAAAUACAAACAAACAUUAAGUAGAUAUCUGAAUAACAAAAAGACAGUCUAGUCCUUACGCCACAGUGGAAUAUUCUGACUGAUCGCAAAGCUGUGAAGAUGACUAUUAAAAUACUAAUAAAUAUCAGCACAUUUAGUUUCGGUUGUCUGCAUAUACGAAGGAUGAAAAAUAAAUAAAAGGAAGACAAACUAAAUUUGCGUAGAUAACAACAUAACAUGCAAACUGCAGCAUAUAUCUGCAAUUAGGUCCUUGGUCAUGUGUGUGUGUGUGUGUGUGUGUGUGUGUGUGUGUGUGUGUGUGUGUGUGUGUGUGUGUGUGUGUGUGUGUGUGUGUGUGUGUGUGUGCGUGUUUUUGUGAUUUACGAGGACAAUUUUGUAAGUUACAAAUUAGUAAUUACAAGGGUAUUAUGCUAUAAAUGUGAUUUAUGAGGACAUUUGUAGUGUCCCCAUAAUUCAAAUCGCUUAAAAAUCAUACUAAACAAUGUUUUAUUGAAAAUGUAGAAAUGCAGAAGGUUUUCUGUGAGGGUUAGGUUUAGGGGUUGUGUUAGGUUUAGAGGAUAGAAUCUAUAGUUUAUACAGUAUAAAAGUCAUUAUGUCUAUGGAAAGUCCUCAUAAUGAUAGGUAGACCAACAUGUGUGUGUGUGUGUGUGUGUCUGUGUCUGUGUCUGUGUGUGUGAGGUUAAAAUUGUAGUUAUAACGCGAACAUAAGAUAAAUUUAUGACGCCAUGAAGGUUUAACUGUAUUAAUGAUUAGGAUAUCAUGUUAUAUUCAAGGUAUCAAUGUGCACAGUUUGGUCUACGUCACAGGCAGUCAGCAAGUGUAAAAAUGUAUCGUUCAGGUAAUUGAUAGAUAUUACAUUUUACUCAUUGUAAAAUACAUCAACACUUCUUCAAAUACUUCCAGAAACUCAAUCACAAUAUACGUAGACAGGCUUAAGUAACGUGAUUCAAUGAGACCAGGUUGCUUAUUUCAGCACACAAAACAAGCUUACUGAUGAAUGCACACAAAAAAACGCAGGAAUGUGAUUCUGUAUUUCUCUAUGUAUGAGUGUGUGUUUAUUUAAACAUUAUCAACUGAAACCACGGGGAUAAGAAGCUACAAGCUCGAUAUUCCUCCGUACACAGCGCAUUCAAUUGGCUGAAAGUGGUCAGGUGACGCUGUCAUAUUGUCCUUCCACGAGCCAAGCGUUGGCUAUAACACUUGGUUUGCGCGUCUAAACCGGAGACUGGAAAUUAAUAUUAUUGAAUUCCUUCUGAAGUUCAUUUUAAAGAGAGUUAGGAAACCAGACGGGAGACGUGUGUAUGUGACAAGAGGAAGCAGAUUCCAAAGCACAACAAAAUAGAGUGUAAGAUUGAGAAAGCAAAAAGAUAGGAGGGUGAGUUGAUGAGAGGGCGAUAGGGAAGGUAUGAAUUCGUAUUUCGCGAACCCGUCGCUCUCCUGCCAUUUAUCUGGUGGGCAAGAGGUUUUGCCCAACAUGCCACUGAACACGACCACGUAUGAUUCCGUCAGACAUUUUUCAUCUUAUGGCACUACGGUGACCCAAAACCGGAUUUAUGCGUCCCCUUUCUAUUCACCUCAAGAUAACGUUGUGUUUGGAUCAAGUCGAGGACCGUACGAGUAUGGAUCUAACGUGUUUCUCCAAGAUAAGGAUGUGCUUCCCAGUUGCAGGCAAACUAGUAUGGGACUCAAUGCGCAGAGCCACGUUGCCCAGGAUUACAACCUGGAACAUGCUCGUGCAGGAACACAAGAACAGAAAGGGAACAUUCAGAUCUACCCAUGGAUGCAGCGUAUGAACUCGCACAGCGGAGUUGGGUACGGGUCAGACAGAAGAAGAGGUCGCCAGAUUUACUCCAGAUACCAAACUUUGGAAUUGGAAAAAGAAUUUCACUUCAAUCGAUAUUUAACCAGACGCAGACGUAUCGAGAUCGCCAACGCUCUGUGCCUAACCGAGCGUCAAAUCAAAAUCUGGUUCCAGAACCGGCGCAUGAAAUGGAAGAAAGAGACCAAUCUAACUUCUACUGUACCUGGGACCGAAUCGACGGGUGCUUCUCGGGAGACCGAGAAGGAGACCGAGGAGGAGACAGAGGAAGUUAAAAAAAAAGAUUAGGCUAUCCUUUUUCUCGUUCUCGAACGUUAACUGCAACGUAACUACCUAAACUCAGAAAAUUGCAAAUAUUAAUGCAUGGACCGUAUACUCUGCUAUUCCUUUGACCGCCUCCUCCGACUUCCACUCCAUACUAUUACCACCAUGCCACUAAAAUAUACACACGUAGAAACAAACGGGGAAAUUAAGAGUGUCGCAAAUGCACCAUUGUGCAAUACUUUUUGAAUAGAGAAUAGUUCUUGUUUGUCUGCGUGGUCAAAAAAAAAAGCUACAGAUGAUCUAUUUGUGUGGUUGACAGCUCUAGUAUUAUCAUGUUGCUAGGGCUAGUAGAAAAUCACUCCAAAAUGUAUUCAAUUUUGAUAAGUAAGCUACGUUUCCCCUUUCCCCAACUAACUCAGCCUCCAAACAGCUCCCAAAGCAUUCCACAAGUGAAGGAAACUUCUUGUAUGCACAUUCUGUGUUUUUGUCCAGACGUAUUUGUACAAUGAUGCAAGCACUGACGGGAUGAACUAUACUACCUAGAUGCAUUCAAUUUUCAUAUUAUUGUUUUCUUAAUAUUGCCUUUGCCUCGCCAGAUUUUUGAUGUUCAAAAUGCCACUGUACUGGCACAUUAACUUUUGAAAGAAUUUCAAAAUUACAUUUCAUGAUACUUGUAGCUGUAUGCAUUUACAAUUGUCUUAAAGUGAGAAUCACACCCAUAUGAAUUCAAACAUAUACCUUGUAAGUUGGUACACAAUUAUAUUGUUUGUGUAAACUGUGUAUUAUUUAAUAAAAUUCUUGAAAGAAAACGCUGUAUUGUCCUAAUG